AUGACAGAUUUUGCUCCAUAACUUCAGCAACAGCAACAUUAACUCAAUCAUAAUUAAACCCAAAAUAAUGCUUCUCUUCCAGAAGGUUAACACUCAAUAAGAAAUCAGUAAUCUAAGAUUUUAUGUGGACGUUAUAAUCUUAGAACAGGUUUCCUUGUAUUCGGAGUACUUGAUCUACUUCAAUUUGUGAAUUAUCUAACUUUUUGGAUUUGCUUUCAAUCCAGUGCUGGUGGCGAUUUCUAAUUUCCAAUGUGCUAUUGUGGACUCGUGAGUAUAUUUUUAGUCUUCCUACCUUAAUUAUAUGGAGAAGCCAAUUACAUUAAAUAAGACCAUGUCUUCACUAGAUAGUAACUCAAAUCUUAAUUUUGUUUGAGAAUAUUCACUGCAUUUAUUCUAUCAUUUAUUGUAGUUGCAUUGACUGUUUUAUCAGCACUCUUGAGAAGAGGAGAUUUUGAGUAUUAUUCAGAAGCCGAUGAUUGGAUGAUUAAUUAAGUUGGGAUUUUUAUAGCUGUGUAUACUAUGCCAUAAUGCAUUUACCUAAUUAUUAGCUAUUAUUUCAUUUGUAAACUCAGAAAAGAAUACCUUCAAUACCCAUCAAACUAACCUAAUGCUUCAUAUACUUCCAAUCAUCUUUAGUCGUAAUAAUAAUUGGUUUAUGCUCAAUAAAAACUUCUGAUUGAAUAAAAUAUGAUGAUAAUUGUACAAUAAAGUUAAAUAGUGGAGCAGAAAAAGCUUUUGGAGAGAAAUUAAUAAUAACAGUAAAAUCAAAGACCUAACAUUGGUAAUACAGAAGAUUUCUCAGAUGAGAGUGAUUGA
Molecule: messenger RNA, 816 nt
Organism: Stylonychia lemnae
Lineage: Eukaryota; Ciliophora; Spirotrichea; Sporadotrichida; Oxytrichidae
Source: the annotation of a GenBank genome assembly